AUGGCUACGCCGCCUGUCCGACAAUGGGGUGUUACACCCCCGAUCUCGACUGUCCUGCCAACCAAAGAUGAAAUCUCCGCGAAUGACGAUCUUAUCGCCGAACUCAAGGCUCAGAACAACUUUGAGCUGCCGACUGAAACGGAACGGAGAAAACAAGUGCUCCAGUUGCUUCAGCGUGUUACAGUGGAAUUCGUUCAAGUUGUCAGUCGCAAGAAGGGACUGUCUCCGGCUGCUGUCGAAGCCUCCGGCGGUAAAAUUUUCACCUAUGGAAGUUAUAGAUUGGGUGUAUAUGGACCAGGCUCCGAUAUUGAUACGUUGGUCGUCGGACCCAAGCAUGUUGUGAUCGAUGAUUUCUUCGCCGAAUUUCCUCCCAUCCUGCAGCGAAUGGCCUCCGAGGGAGCUAUUGAGAAAAUGACCCCUGUGCCGGAUGCGUUCGUUCCAAUUAUCAAGCUCGAGCUGUGCGGAAUUAGUAUCGAUUUGAUUUUUGCUCGUUUGGUAGUUCCUGCGAUCCCUAUGAACUUGGAUCUGAAGAACAACGAUUAUCUCAGGGGACUGGACGAAAGAGAGGUGCGGUCGCUCAAUGGAACUCGUGUGACAGAUGAGAUUUUGGAGCUUGUCCCCCAACAAAAGACAUUCCGUCUUGCAUUGCGUGCAAUCAAACUCUGGGCCCAACGGCGAGCGAUUUACUCGAACAUUGUCGGGUUUCCGGGUGGUGUCGCGUGGGCGAUGCUGGUGGCACGAGUUUGUCAAUUAUACCCGCAAGCAACUGGCUCCGUCAUUGUGGGGAAGUUUUUCCGAAUUAUGAACAAGUGGAACUGGCCGCAGCCUGUCUUGUUGAAACAGAUCGAGGAUGGACCGCUCCAGAUCAAGGUCUGGAACCCCAAGAUUUACCACGGUGAUCGAUUCCAUCUUAUGCCCAUCAUCACUCCUGCAUACCCCUCUAUGUGCGCAACCCACAACAUCAGUUUGUCCACCAAGGCCGUGAUUCUCAGGGAAUUACAGCGAGGUGGUGAUAUGGUUGACAAGAUUUUCAUGAAGCAGCUCUCAUGGGAGGACCUAUUCGCCCGCCAUACCUUCUUUACCCAGGACUACAAGUAUUAUCUUAGCAUCACUGCUUCUAGCAAGACGAAAGAGGCCGAGUCUGUGUGGUCGGGUCUUGUUGAGUCCAAGCUUCGUCACCUCGUUGGUGCACUAGAUCGCAAGCCGAUUGUUGCAGUGGCUCACCCAUUCCCAAAGGGAUUCGAAAGAAUCCAUACCAUCCACAGCGAGCAAGAUAUGGAAGCAGUCAAAAAUGGGUCUACGCAGCACCAGGCCAAAGGCACCAAGACUGAAAUGACUGAUGAGACCAAGGAUGCUGCUCACCAAGCCGCGAUCCAGAACACCCUGGAAAACGCAGAAGUUCCAGAGCCGGCGAAGGUUGAGAUCGAGGAGAAAAUUGAUGGUCAAACCGUCUAUACAACGACUUAUUAUAUCGGCCUGGAGUUGAAACCUCUGGAGCCAGGCCAAUCGCGAUCCCUGGAUAUAUCGACCGACUCACAGAUCUUCAAAUCAACCUGCACCUCCUGGCCAGGAUACCAGGAUGAAGUUAUGGAAUUGGCCGUCACCCAUGUUCGCAACUUCGAUCUGCCCGAUGAUGUCUUCCAGCCUGGUGAGACUCGGCCGUCCCGUCCGAAGAAGAGGGUUGUCAAACGAUCGGAGACAGCCGGUCAGAAACGCAGCAUUGGCGAGUUGGACGGUUCAUCUGAAGGCGCCGCCAAACGCCAAUUUACCUCCGCGACCCCUGCUUGA
This is a messenger RNA of Penicillium paradoxum, 1788 nucleotides long. Its product is annotated as polynucleotide adenylyltransferase. Gene Ontology annotation, molecular function: poly(A) RNA polymerase activity; RNA binding. Gene Ontology annotation, cellular component: nucleus. The record is from RefSeq and is a predicted model, not a curated record. Lineage: Eukaryota; Fungi; Ascomycota; Eurotiomycetes; Eurotiales; Aspergillaceae. The coding region runs from base 1 to 1788 and encodes 595 amino acids. The transcript has 8 exons.